GGUGUUAGAACUGGGAAGGGGGACACGGGAAGAUGCAGUGUGAGGGAGCCCUUCCUAAGCCAUCUCUGUCGUGGGAGCACAAUUGACACCUUCUGCGAGCAGCAGACCAAAGAGAUCACACAGGAAAGGAAGGCUAAAGAUUUCCAUCAGUGUCCACACUGGCAUCAACUUGUCUUGAAGAUCGGAGUGGCUGGGUACGUUGUCCUGCUGAUGACAAUCAUAGUGCUGAGUGUUUGGGUUUUUCAGGGCUCCUCAGGGAGUGGACUGGCCGCUGAAGGUGAGGCGGCCCCCGAGAGACCCAGAAAUGAAAGUAAAUGCAUCGCCAGCCUGGAGAAAUUGUCUUAUCUGAAACAGCAUCUGUGUGACCCACCCCAAAGCAGCUCAACAGAGGGCUCCAGGUGUGUACUUUGCCCCAGGUACUGGCUGCCAUACAAGGGAAAAUGUUACUGGGUGUCUAAAGAAACUAGAAUGUGGAACAGCAGCCAUGAGGACUGCAUAACAAAGAGGUCUCAUUUACUGGUGACCCAGGACCAGGAGGAGAUGGAUUACAUACAGACGAUCACAUCCGAGAAAAAUUCUGUUUGGAUCGGAUUAAACUUUAAAUCUCCUGAGAGGACAUGGAUUUGGGUAGAUGGCUCCCCCUUCAAUGAAAACCUGUUCCCCAGAGUAGGGAGGCCCGGUGAAAGAGACUGCGGGGUGUUAAAAAGAAACCAGAUUGCGUCGGAAACCUGCAGCGCUGAAUUAAAAUGGAUUUGCCAGAAGGAUGCGCUCCUGAUAUAAGCAAGGCUGGUCCAAAUCUGUUGUUGGUGCAAUUGACGGAGAAAAGGCCUUCUGUCUUGGUCUGUCCUGUGAAGAUUAUCGCAAGGGCUGUGUAACUUCCUUUGUUCCAUGGUUUGAAACAUCUGGGGUCGGAUCCUCAGCUGACGUAAAUCAGCAGGGCCUCAUUGAAGUCAGCAGACCUGGGGACCAGUUUACAUGAGAUGGGGGUGAUGCACCAUGGUUAAUUCACUGCUCUGGCUGCGUGGUCUCAUGUGCUGUUAAGAGUCUUUUCCCCAGUUCCAUCUCGCUCUGAGAUUCACUGUGGGGACUGGACACUAAGCAACUCCCUUGAAGGCUGUCACGGCUUCCAAAAACCACGGAUAGCAGGAAGGAGCCCUGCCGCCAACCUGGGGCUGCCAGGUUUUUUAAGCACGGUCCUCACUAAUUGCCUCCCUGCUGUU
Gopherus flavomarginatus (Mexican gopher tortoise) is the source of this 1220-nucleotide messenger RNA. Its product is annotated as killer cell lectin-like receptor subfamily F member 1. The record is from RefSeq and is a predicted model, not a curated record. Lineage: Eukaryota; Metazoa; Chordata; Testudines; Testudinidae. The annotation marks the transcript as partial. The transcript is spliced from 7 exons.